Saccharomycopsis crataegensis is the source of this 3249-nucleotide messenger RNA. RefSeq lists its product as uncharacterized. The record is from RefSeq and is a predicted model, not a curated record. Gene Ontology annotation, molecular function: phosphatidylinositol-4,5-bisphosphate 5-phosphatase activity. Bases 1 to 3249 code for a protein of 1082 amino acids. NCBI's taxonomy places the organism in Eukaryota, Fungi, Ascomycota, Saccharomycetes, Ascoideales, Saccharomycopsidaceae. The transcript has a single exon. Gene Ontology annotation, biological process: phosphatidylinositol dephosphorylation.
AUGGAAUUGGUGACAGAUAAAACAAAAUUAUGGUAUUUCCCACCGGAUUCAGAAGAAGAUGUUCCGAGAUAUGCCCUACAAACCGCCAAAGGUUCCAACGGGGAGUUUCUCAUUUAUGAUGAGAUUAAACUCUUGACCAACGAGGAUAUUUUGAAGAUUCAACCAUUGAGGGUGAAUUCAGACCAAAUGCAGGUUAACUUCCGAAACUCAUCGAUUGGCAGUGCCAAUUUCGAUGACGAUGAAGCAGAGGAUCAUUUCACCAAUUUUGUUAGUCAAUGGAAGAGCGGGCUUAAAUUCAUUGAGCAGUCAAAAAGUGAAACCACCUUAGCCCAACUUAAACAACAACGUCAAUUAGAAGAGAAAAAACGCCAAAAGAUCCAAUUAUUCAAGUUCUUGUGCUCUAAUUUGAAAAACUAUAUCAAACCUAGCGACAUCAAUGUGAGGAUCAUCACAUGGAAUUUGCAAGGAAACUCCAGGGUGUUUGAAACCGAAAGAGAAAACUUGAAGAAGUUAUUGAAUGUUCAAGGUGAUUUGAAUGAUCCUAACAUUAAAGCACCCGAUAUGUACAUUAUUAAUUUACAGGAGACCGUGAUAUUAAACACUCUUUCAUUUUAUUCAUCCCCUGUGUUGGUAAAUGAAUGGGCCAAUUUUAUCAUUGGAAUUUUGAAUGAGGAGUUCACUGAUGGUCGACCUUCAAGUUCCAGUAGUAAUUUGACCGCAUCUGACAGGAUUUUAAAUGAAGAAAAGGAUUCAUUGAAGUAUGAUUAUUUGGUGGAUAAUAGAUUAGUGGGUCUAUCGUCGAUUAUUAUUGUUAGACAGUGCUUGAAGAGGCAAAUUUCCAAUAUUGAAGUAUCGACUACCGGUACAGGAAUUUUGAAUAUGUUUGGUAACAAGGGAGCAAUCUUAAUUAAGUUCACCUUCAGUUAUGAUAAAGACAUUUUACCGUAUAUCACUGAUGAAGCAACUGAAUUGACAGACCAAGAACGGAAAGACAUUGUUCAUGGAUAUAAAUUUGUGGUGGUCAAUACACAUUUAACAGCGGGCGAGAACAAUCUUGCAAAACGGAAAAGGGAACUUCAAGCUAUUGAAAAAAAUCUAAGACUCAAGGAAUAUUUUAAAGACGACAGCUUCUAUUUGGUGAACCCUUUGCUAAGUUACGACUAUUUUAACAGUAAUAGUACCAAUGGCGGUGAUAUUGACCCAUUCAAAUUUAAUGAUCAAGAGACUAUGAGGGAUAAUAGAUUGAUAAGUAUGGAAGAUUUGACGUUGAAGAAUAAGGGGAAUGAUGAAACUUCAAAGAAAAAUUCAUUGGCCAAUGGUGAACAAUUCCAGGAUAUUUCAUUAAUGGCUGAACAAGGGUCUACGAUUACCUCACCUAAAGAAACAGCGUCCAAAAUCGUGUCGCCACUACUUGGAUUAGCAGAUAAGUUUCCUAAAUCUCCAUCUUUAUCACUAAACGAUGGUGCCACUUUCAAAGUUACAUCUCCAAACAUUUCUGAUCUGAAAACUUCAUUUUUUAAUGACUGCUUUGUUUUCUUUGGUGGGGACAUGAACUUCAGACUAGUUCCUUUGGGUAAUGACUUACAACCGACAGACGCUACUGCUAAUAAUAUCAAUGAGGCAAAUAAAGAAUUCCAAAAUGAGGUGAAGGAAUUAGUGUUGCAAAAAAGAAUCGAUGCCUUGUUGGAAAGGGACCUGUUGAGCAUUGAAAAGGGAAACUUGAAUAUUUUGGGUGGUUUCAAUGAAGCACCAAUUGAUUUUAUGCCAACUUAUAAAUGCAUGGUGAAGCAAAAUAAACCGACAGUGCCAUCUUCUAGUGAAACCAUCACUUCAGGAAGCAUAAAUGAGGUCAGUGAAGAUUCAAACAUUGAUAUUGAAGACCUUUCUAUCAAUUCAGGACCAUACGAUGAUACUCCUUAUGAUUUUGCUCGUAUUCCUUCAUAUACUGAUCGUAUUUUCUUUAGUGAGUCGAAUAUCUUUGAAGACGACCCGUCAGAAUCUCCUCAUGAUUCUUCAUCAAGACAUAUUAGGGUGAAUAAAUACGAAUCGGUACCAGAUUUCACUAGCAGUGAUCAUCGACCAGUCUAUUUAGAUUUAACGUUACAAAAACUAGACCUUAUUGAUUUUGAUGAACGAUACAAAUUGAUGAAGAGUUUUUUGAAAACUGUUGACUUGCAAGAGAAUUCUAAGAAGCCAGUGGCAGAAAUUUCUCCAAUUGAUAUGAAAGUUCAAGAUUUGAAAAUUUUCAAUAAACCGAUGGAACAUGAAGUUGUGAUCGAGAAUAAUGGUAAAAAGAGAUUUUCAUGGGAAAUUGUGAACUACGAUCCUAAGAAUUUAAAUAAGUUUGUCCAAGUCGAAUCAACCUUGGAUACUAAUGACGUUGAUGACAAGGGUUUGUUUGAGAAUUAUUUGAAGCAGCCAGUGGUGGAAGUUUUUCCAACUCAAGGAACCAUUCCAGCAUUGGGUAAAAUGAAAGUGAAGAUUAAGGUGAAUUCUGUCAAGGUGGGAAUUAAGAAAAUUUUACUAUCGCUUAUUCUUCGAAUUAUUGGGGCAAAAGAUUUUUUUUUAACUUAUGAGUUCAUUACCAAGAACUCUAUUUUUGGGGAGUCUUUGGAUUUAUUGAAUAACAUCAAAGGGUUUGGCUCGUCUUCUGGAAUCCCACCUUCAAUUUAUGAAUUGGUUAAUUACUUGAGUAACAAUUUGCACCAAGAUAUGUUCAAUGAUGUUUAUGAUUUCAAUGGUAGCAGCAAGAUGGAGCUCGAGUCCAAAAUUCUCGAUGAUUUAGAUUUAUCAAUAAGAGAGCAAUUAGAAAAUAGUGAAGGAUUGGAUCAAAACUAUAUAAAACAGACCACAAAAUUCAACGGAGAAGACGAGACUAACAGUAUUGCCAACGCAAUGGUAAGAACCUUAUUAUUGUUACUCAAUAAUCUAGAUGGUGGGAUCAUUCCAAAAGAAUUUGCAACUUUUAUUCUUGACGACAUUCAACUACCAUCGUUUUUCAACUUGAACAUCAACAAGUUCGAAUUACAAUCAGAUAUCACUACUAAGGUCUUGGAGUUCUUGCCAGGGUUGAGAGCUAAUGUAUUUAUGUACAUUUCCUCAUUCUUGACUCUUUACUUGAACCAAUUUCAGAAUGCUGAUAGAAAUUACUUGGCUUCUUUGUUCGAAGAGGCAUUGAUAAGCUUACCUGCUGAUGCAUCAAGGGCAAUCAAGGGAAAGAGAAGAGAAGUUUUGAAGAUCUUGAUAUAG